CCGAGUCAGCGCUGAGGCCGCCCGGGCGCCAUGGAGCGGCUGGGGGAGAGGCUCGGGGAGAGGCUCGGGGAGAGGCUCGGGGAGCGCUCGGCGGCCCGGCUGGACACCAUCCUGCGGCACCUCUCGCCGCGGCUGGGAGCAGCCCCGGCUCCUAUAAGUGUUCCUACUUCAGCCCAACUCAGUGUUGUUCCUCAUUCAGGGAGGUUUUGCUACACCCUGGACAACAAUCUCCUGACCACAGAGCAGAGGCAGUUCUAUGAGGACAAUGGGUACCUGCUCAUCAAGAAGCUCGUGUCUGACGAGGACAUCGAGCGCUUCAGCAAGGAGUUCACGAGGAUCUGUAAAAGAGAGGUGAAGCCACCAGGACUUAUGAUUAUGAAAGAUGAGUCCCUGAAAUCCCAGUUUGGUCAGUCUGAAAAAGUGGUUAAUAAAGUGCAGGACUUCCAGGAAGAUGAAGAGCUGUUCAGAUACUGCACUCUGCCAGAGGUACUCAAAUACGUUGAGUGCUUCACAGGGCCAAACAUCAUGGCAAUGCACACCAUGCUGAUAAAUAAACUUCCAGAUUCUGACAAACAGACUUUCCUGCACCCCAUGCAUCAGGACCUGCACUAUUUCCCGUUCCGGCCUGCGUCCCGCAUCGUGUGCGCCUGGACCGCCAUGGAGAGGGCUCACGAGGACAACGGCUGCCUGGUCGUGCAGCCAGGGACACACAAGACAGCCCUAAAGCCUCAUGGUUAUCCGGUGUGGGAGGGUAAAACCAACAAACUUUUCCAUGGGCUUCUUGAUGAGGAUGAGAAGAUUCCCAAGGUUCACCUAGUCAUGGAGAAGGGAGACACAGUGUUCUUCCAUCCCCUGCUCAUUCAUGGCUCUGGGAUAAACAGGACAUCAGGUUUCCGAAAGAGCAUCAGCUGCCACUUUGCCAGCUCAGAGUGUCACUACAUUGAUGUCAAGAACACGACUCAGGAGCACCUGGAGAAGGAGCUGGAGGAAAUGGUUCUCAAGAAAUACAAUGCAACUUCUGUGGAGCUCAAGGAUAUUUGGAACUUCCGAGCACGGCUUGUGCAAGGGGAAAGAAUUAAUUUGUAGAAGACCCUGUGAAGAGCAGAAUGGAAAACAUAGGCCUGAGAAUGAGCUCCUCUGAGGGAAGAACACAGACCCUGCCUGGGCAGGCAGAAUUCCUUGUGUUUUGUUGACCUCUGUAAUGGUAACUUAGCCAAAUGCUGCAUUGCAAAAUUGUUUGAUGCUAAUUCAGAGUAAUUGCACUGAGGUUGGACAGCUGAUGUGCAAAAGGAAACAUAACCUAGAAAAACAGAUUUGCUGUGGAUGUCUUAGACAAUCGAAGAAUCAAGGUCUUGAAAGAACACCUUGAUUUUCUUGGUGUUUUCAUUCUUGUUUCUUAAAAGUUUCUAACAUGACACACCUUUAGAAUGAUGCUAUAUCAUAUAUAUAUAUAUAUAUAUAUAUAUAUAUAUAUAUAAAUAAAGAUCUUAUGCAAGAAUUUUCAGCAUUUCCAACUUCCUUUCCUAUGCAAAAAAAAAAAAAAAAAAAAAUCAGUGACAUGGGGUCUUACUAGUGUAGCUGAUGAAGAGGUGGGUGUUGGCACCAGCAGAAUCAACAGUGUAAGGAAGUGGAUAAAGAGAAAGCUGAAACCACUCACAGAAAAAAAUGGGAUUUAUGGACAGGAAUAUGAUGGCUGGUUGAGUUCCUCAAGCAUGGCUUGGUGUGGCACUGUACCUGACCAAGCAGCUCUGGCACAGGUGAAAUACGAGUCUGACAGCGUUGGGAGCUACUGGGCCAACAAAGCAGCCUCCCACUGGCCUUGCACAACUGAUCCAAGGCUGUGUGAAGUGAGGGAAUCCUUUGAGUCUGGCAGGUCUGGGGAAAGGUGCCUUUUGCUGCAGCCAUGUGAAGGAGGUGUUUGGAUGCUUCUCAGGAUGCAGGGGUGGCAGGGUGGAGUGAUGCACACUGAAAUGAUCCUCCUGCCUUUCACAAUGUUUUUCCUUGCUUUCUGAAAGAUUCUCUUGCCUUCAGAAUCUAUUUUUUGAAAUAAAGAAUAAAUCAGAGCAAAACUGCA
Corvus hawaiiensis (hawaiian crow) is the source of this 2074-nucleotide messenger RNA. RefSeq names its product phytanoyl-CoA 2-hydroxylase (gene PHYH). Gene Ontology annotation, molecular function: phytanoyl-CoA dioxygenase activity. The transcript is spliced from 9 exons. Gene Ontology annotation, biological process: fatty acid alpha-oxidation. Bases 31 to 1086 code for a protein of 351 amino acids. The record is from RefSeq and is a predicted model, not a curated record. Lineage: Eukaryota; Metazoa; Chordata; Aves; Passeriformes; Corvidae.